Molecule: messenger RNA, 2348 nt
Organism: Durio zibethinus
Lineage: Eukaryota; Viridiplantae; Streptophyta; Magnoliopsida; Malvales; Malvaceae
Product: ranBP2-type zinc finger protein At1g67325-like
Source: RefSeq, a predicted model, not a curated record
ACCGCCCUUUCAUCGUGAGGGCAACUUCCCAAUUCCCACUCUUUCUCUCUCUCCCUCUCGUUUCGAAUCUUUAAACCGAAAGGAUCAAAUCUCCCUUCAUCGCUGCCGCCUAAAUGUCUCAGGUUGAUAGCAGAAACUCUUCAGCAGCCAAGCGUGCUAGAACGGAUGGUAGUCGUAGGGAAGAUGAUUGGACCUGCCCUAGUUGUGGGAAUGUCAAUUUUUCAUUUAGGACUACUUGCAAUAUGCGCAAUUGCACUCAACCCCGGCCAGCUGAUCAUAAUUCAAAAUCAGCUGCCAAGCCUCUGCAAGCCCCACAGAAUUACUCUUCAUCUGCUCCUUAUGUAGGUUCUGGUGCACCAUCUUCGUUGUAUCUGGGUGUAGCUCCUUAUGGUUCUUCCCUCUUCAAUGGUUCCUCUAUUCCUCCAUAUGACGUUCCUUUUUCGGGAGGAUCAGCUUAUCAUUACAAUUAUGGCAGUCAUCUUUCUGGUGGCAGUCCCUAUCGGCCGAUACAUAUGCCUGGACCACCCCCCUAUUCUAGUGGGUCUAUGAUUGGAAAUGGUGGGAUGUAUGGCAUGCCUCCUUUGAUGGACCGCUAUGGCUUGGGGUUGCCCAUGGGCCUUCCUCCAAUGGGACCAAGGCCAGGAUUUUUUCCAGAUGAUAAAUUACAGAAAAAGGGUGCAGAUGCUACACGCGAUAAUGAUUGGACAUGCCCAAAAUGUGGGAAUAUUAACUUCUCUUUCAGAACCGUCUGUAACAUGCGGAAAUGCAAUACACCUAAGCCUGGAUCUCAGGCUCCAAAAUCAGAUAAAAAUUUGAAACAAAAGAUGCCUGAGGGAAGCUGGAAGUGUGAGAAAUGUAGUAAUAUUAACUAUCCUUUUAGGACAAAGUGCAACAGACAAAAUUGUGGGGCUGACAAACCAGCCGAAUCAAAGAAGUCCCCCUCACCAACAGCAAAUGAAAAUGAUCAGUGAGUACUAGGACAUGUUUGAGGGUUGAGAAGGUCCAGAGUUGUCGUCCAGCAUUGCUCAAUAUGGGUGUCUGAAAGUCAGUCUUGUCGUCCUCAUGUUGCAGCGGUUGUCAAGUUACUUUACCUUCUCAUGAUCAGUGUCCAGUUGUUGUAUUAAUGCUAUGGUAUUGUGGUCUCUAUGGAUCGUUGAUGCAUUAUGUGUCAACCAUCUUAAUCUGGAAAAUGUUUCACAGGUGGGUUCUGGUUUCUGUUAGGUAGAUUUUGUACUUUGGAAUUAACUCAGCUAUUCUAGUUAGCAUGUUGCUUUGGACUUAGACAUAUUGCUAGUGGGGAAAGAAACUGCAGGUUGCACAUUCCUGGUUUUCAUUCAGUUUGUUUUGUCUGUGUUGAGUUAUCAUUAUGUCAACCUAAAGCUUCUAUUAGAAGCAUAAGAAGUACUAAACUUCCAACAUUUAAUUAGAUCUAUUGUCAAGUAAUGCGGAGAGUAGGAAAUUUUCAGUUGUUUCCACACUUGACUAUAGGAAGUAGAGGCCAAUUGUAUCGGGUGUUUUUUUUUUUUUGCUUGUGAUAUGGUCUAAACAAGGAUCUAUUGUUGUGAUUUUGAAAGAUUUUCUUCAGAUCUUUCGGAAAUUACACGUUGACCUUAUAGGAUUAAUUACUGGAGAUAUGGUCGGUCACUGUGUCUCCUAUUUUGCACUGUCAUAGAUUAAGCUUUGUCCCCCGUUGGCACAUUCUAAUUGCAUGAAGUACUCUGGUCAAUUUGCUGUAUGUAGUAUUUAUUCUUCCCGUCAUUGUGUGGUGGUUAACUUGAAUUGAUACUCUCUAGUUUCUUAGUAUAACAUUUUGCAUCAAGUUGCAACAAGUCCUUCAACGUUCGGAGAAAAUAUAGGUUUGAUUAAGUUCAUGAAGCUGCGUUUUUAAAAUUCUGUCUUGAAUCUUUGAUGUAAUUGACGUUUCUGCUAGCCAUGUACUUUUGGGUCGUCAUGGUAGAAUUUUUGCCAGGUCCAGUUGGCAUGAGUAUGACAUGUAACGGUGUAAGCACUGGUUUUGUUCUUGGACUCCCCUAGAAUAGUUUUAAGUGCAGCCAGCCAGGAUAGUAUUUUGUUGAUCUGUUUUUGGUUAAAACCAAAGGUCGGAACUACAAAUGUUUUAAAAUGUAAAAUUAUAAGGGCAAUGACGGUAGUUUUGUUUUAAACCAUGCGAGUAAUAUGGGAGUAGCGGCAUUUUACGUUAUUAUCUCCGAGGAUAAUGUUUCGUCUGACAUGGACAGAUCAUGCACAACUAGACAGGUCGAGUACGUCUCGACACCUGAUUCGACUUCAUGACAUUUAUAUUCGAUUUUAAUCUGACAUCAAAAUAUUAUUUCUUCAUAUUUGAUCUG